CAAAUCUCCAGCCCUACAAGUUUUACUAUUGGGUUAUUUUUUAACUAUUUCCUGAUUGUCCUGAAUCAGGAAAUUAAUUUUUUGCUAGCAUCUAAGGACAAAGGGUUAAGGAUGCCAGCCGAUAUUAAGGCCUUGACCGAAGGGUGGUUGGAAUUGGAAAGUGAUCCAGGUCUGUUCACCCUUCUCCUGGAAGACUUUGGUGCAGUGGGGGUGCAAGUUAAAGAAAUUUAUGAAGUCCAAAAACCAAUAGAAGGUCCCGUUUAUGGAUUUAUUUUUCUAUUCCGUUGGAGCGAGGAGAGACGUUCGAGACGAAAGAUAAUCGAGGAUAGUGAUUCCUGUGUGCGAGAUGAUAAUGUAGUCAAUAGUAUGUUCUUUGCACAGCAGAUGGUGCCCAAUAGUUGCGCGACCCAUGCAUUGGUUUCCGUUCUUUUAAAUCUCAACUGUCCUGAUCUCAACCUUGGAGAAACAUUAACCCGUUUGAAGGAGUAUACGCAGGGAAUGAGCCCAGAAAAUAAGGGGUGGGCCAUUGGUAACACUCCUCGUCUCGCGUUGGCACAUAAUUCUCACGCAACGCCAGAAGCAGCAAAGCCAAAGAAUGAAAAUAAGUCGGCCGGAAUUCCUACUGGAAGAUUUACUGGGGAAGCGUAUCAUUUCGUCAGUUAUGUGCCUAUUAAUGGGAGACUGAUUGAAUUGGAUGGAUUAAAACCGUAUCCUAUUGAUCAUGGUCCAUGGGGUGAAAAGGAGGAAUGGACGGAACAGUUUCGAAGAGUAAUUACUGAGCGUCUUGGUAGUGCUACGGGUGGGAAUUCAAAUGCACCUCAAGACAUCAUGUUUAAUCUGAUGGCAGUUGUUCCAGACAAGAUAAAAACUGGGAAGCAUCCUUUAUAUGGAAAAAUUAAAUUGUUAACACUUAAUAGAAACUGUGUUCUCCAGUCCUUAACUAACUUUAUAGAACAAUGCAAAGACAAGCCAGAAAUGUCAAACGCAACUUGUGACAUUGAUUCAGACAACAAAGAUUUGGACGAUAGUUGGCUUGAAAAAUAUCCAGAAAUAUAUAAAAACCGGGCCCUACUUCCAAAAGACAUGCUCGCAUUGUUGAGAAAUGUUGAUGUUGAACGUGCCCAAGUCGAAGCUAAUCUCCAAAGCCAGUCUAAUGAAGAAAAAGAGAAGCUGAGACAAUACAAAGUCGAGGACUGUCGAAGAACGCAUGACUACAACGACUUUAUAUGCAAAUUCCUCACCAUGCUUGCCGAGACAGGAAAACUGGCAGAACUAGUAGAGCAAAACAUGGCCUCGGAAAAACGCUUAACCUCUGGAAAAACGGCAAGAAUCUUCUGCCCCUGCAAAGAAACCACGAAUGCGUCCAGGACGAAAGAAAAAGAAUGCUUGACAUUUCGAUAUUGCACCCUUCUUGUAUUAUGUACAUUCAUCUUAAUGUAUGUAGUAGUAGUAGGUAAUUCAAGUAAUAAUUUUAGCUAUUUUUGAUAAAACUCGUGAUAUUUUGAUACUAAUAAGUAUAUGCACUACACAACUCGAGAGCGAUGAUCCCAUGAAUUUGUUGACAUAAUAUGUUAAAAAGCAAUAAAAAAGGUAUACUUAUGCAUAUUAAA
Messenger RNA from Folsomia candida, 1610 nucleotides. It is a transcript of the gene calypso, whose product is annotated as ubiquitin carboxyl-terminal hydrolase BAP1. Gene Ontology annotation, cellular component: cytoplasm. NCBI's taxonomy places the organism in Eukaryota, Metazoa, Arthropoda, Collembola, Entomobryomorpha, Isotomidae. Bases 112 to 1485 code for a protein of 457 amino acids. Gene Ontology annotation, molecular function: cysteine-type deubiquitinase activity. The transcript has 7 exons. The record is from RefSeq and is a predicted model, not a curated record. Gene Ontology annotation, biological process: protein deubiquitination; ubiquitin-dependent protein catabolic process.